Mytilus trossulus (common blue mussel) is the source of this 6325-nucleotide messenger RNA. Its product is annotated as RB1-inducible coiled-coil protein 1-like. Gene Ontology annotation, biological process: positive regulation of protein phosphorylation; piecemeal microautophagy of the nucleus; reticulophagy. The record is from RefSeq and is a predicted model, not a curated record. Gene Ontology annotation, cellular component: Atg1/ULK1 kinase complex; phagophore assembly site membrane. Lineage: Eukaryota; Metazoa; Mollusca; Bivalvia; Mytilida; Mytilidae. Bases 185 to 5017 code for a protein of 1610 amino acids. The transcript has 25 exons. Gene Ontology annotation, molecular function: protein kinase binding; molecular adaptor activity.
UCGAGUUCUCCAGGAAUGACAUAUUUGUAAACAUACAAGACGUCUGAUCUUCACAUGAAUUUGCAUACUUUUACCUGGAAAAUAUGUAAAGUUUAGACCAAAAGAAUACAAGAUACUAUGCCAGACUUUACAGUUGUAACGAAAGGAGAAUUACACCUGAAGUAUUGACAAAUAAAAAGCUACCAUGUUGUAUGUGUUCCAUGUUGACACAGGGACUAUGAUGACAUUUGACAUGAAACUGGCAAUGGAAAGUGUGGCAAACUUGCAGCAUGCAAUUGCCAGAGAAUAUCCCAUUCCAGAGGAAAAGCAAGUGUUGUUAAUAAGUGGAGGAGAGAGUUUAGAUCCUGGAUCCACAGUUGGAAAAUAUCAUGCUGGAACAGAUACAAAUCCAAUUUUUCUGUUCAGUAAGACAACAAUAGAAUCGCUGCAUCCUCCAUCACCAAGUGUACACUAUGGGUCAGAUGUAGAUAUACAGAGUCAAGUAGAAGGAUCUCUUCUGAUGCCCCCAGCAUAUGGAACAGUGGUUUCCAGAGCACAGUUAUCUUUGCAAAUUCAUGAAGUAGAUCAUGAAGAAUUGAAAGCCUGUGAACAGCUUGUUCAUGAUCAACAUCUUCAGCAGCAAGGCUGGGCAGCAGUGGUGGCUAAUUUAGAGGACAUCACAAGUGCUCUGCGACAUAGAUCAGAAAUAUUUACUGAGUCCUACAAUGAAUACUUAGAACCAAGAGAUGAUUACUUGAAAGUUCUGUCAAGUGUGGAACAUUCUCUGCAGCUCCUGGCAAAGAUACCAGUUCUACCUUGCCUUAUAACACAAUCUUCAACUGAGCUUUAUGACAAAUCUUCCUCCUCCUCAUCAUCUGGUUCAUCAACAUCAAGUAAAAGUCUUUUUGAUUGGAUCAGUUCUCAGGAUCCAUCACAUAGUCUUCAUGAUAUGGUUGUCAAGUGUAUUAAAGCAACAGAACAAUUAGAUGAUCGAGUCCUGAAUACACUUACCAAAGAAGUCCAAGAAAUGUUCACACAAGUAGACAAUCCUAGCAUGAAAGAAGUGAAAGGUAUCGAGGACCGAUUGUAUGGCCUGGACCAAAUAUUGAGUUCUGGGAAGAGGGUUGUACAGGAACAAGGUGAUAUGGCUCAGGGAUUUGUACAGAAUCAGAAUCGAGUGAGUGCACUGAAGGAUAAGUCUAUACUACCAGAUCUGUGUUCUAGUCAUAAAAAACAGCUCCUUGUUAUGGUUAACAAUCACAAGAAAAUACAGGAAACUAAAAAGAAAUGUAAGAUGGCCAAAGAGGAACUAGCAAUAAAUCUUCAUGCAAGACUAAGAUGGGUUAUGUUGGUUGAGAAGAGAAUAUGUGAUAUAGAUGGUAAACUGAUAAUAUACCAUGAGAAUCUGAAGAGACUGAGAAAGAGAUUAGAAGUUCUCAAACAAAUUCAUGAUGCUCCUAAUAUAUAUGCCUGUCUUGUUGUAGAGGUAGUGAGACGUAGGAGAUUCUCAUCAACAUUUACAGAGUGGGCUAGCAGUGUAGCAGAAGAAUCCACACAAAUCCACUCAGAAGAAUAUAAAAGAAGGGAAGCUUUCAUCAGUCAAGUGGGUCGACAUUUCUUACAGACACUAUUUACUGGUUUGGAUCCAUUUUCAUCCAAUUUUGCAGUGGAGCCACCAGCAGCAAUAGACCAGGAACUUCCAGCUAUCACAGAAGAUGAUAUAGAAAUGUUGAAACAUUCUGUCCCUGAAUUAUCAGAACUCUUAGUGGUUCCAAAAGAGAGCAAUAAGAUAAUGAAGAGUCACUGGGGAGUAUUAACAUGUACAACUAACAAACCACAAACACCAAAACCAUCCUCACUAGCCACAUCAGAAAUAGAGAUUAUACAUAGUUAUGAUGACCGAUUCUAUACAGCUGAUCACACAGAAUUAUCCUUAGGUGAUCAGGUUGCAAGUAGUGAACUCACUUCUAACUUAUUAACAAAAUCUGAUAUAGGGGUCACAAGCCCCACAGAGAGAACAGAAUUUAUAAUGCCCAAAAGUCUUUCAGAAGAAUUAACAAAGGAAAUGCAAGAAACAAGUCGUAAGAAAUUAUUGGAAGAAAGUAAUAUGGCGAGUGGUUCUAAAAAAACUAGGGAGGUUAAUAGAUCAGUUGUACCUUCAGGUGCAGGGGAGGUGUCUGGAACUUCCACAUCAUCCGGUGAGCAGAUAAAAUCAACAGAAAGUGAAUCUUCCUCAUGUGCUCCAGAUAGAAGUACAUCAAGUUCACAUUCAGGGAAGAAAAAGUCAAGUGUGCCAUGUACUUCUCCAGACCUUGGAACGUCCCAGGAAUUUACUACUGCAGACUUCUAUAUAGAAGAUUCUAUGCCUUCUUCUAUGGGAGGUUCUCCUUCUAGUGCUAACAUAGAGGACAAGUCUGAAAAACAAUUGGAAGAUAAAAUAGAGGAACCUGAACUGUCUGUCUAUAAGACAAAAUUAGCUUUAACAGAAACAAAACUGAAAAAUUUAAGAGAUUUUGUUUCCAAUUGUUUUCCAGACUUGAAGCAAAGAUUUAAAGAUUUUGAAACAAGCAUUAACUGUGAUAGAUCUAAAUUUUCUGAGGAUUUAGAGAAAACAAAAGAAAAAGUGAUUGAAAUUCUCCACAUAUUUGACAUACAGCAACAGAAUAUUAGCAAGUCGAAUGUGGAGAAGCUUGGACAAAAUCAUUCUGAAGAGACAAAUAAGCUUCAUCAAGAAAUUGCUGAAUUGAAAAAUAAAAAUUCAGAAAUUGAACAGUUGUUAGCUGAGGCUAAGCAAAGUACUCUUAUGGAAAAGGAAAGUUUACAACAGAAAUCAGAUGGUUUGCAGAAAAAAAAUCAGGAAAUGACAGGUCAGUUAGAGUUGGCUAAAUCAACUGAACUUAAAUUGCAAAGUGAUGUGCAAAGCUUGACAGAGACAUUAGAAAGUCAUGAUUCAGAAUUUAAAUCAAAAUCAAAAGAAUCUGAAGUAAAAUACAAGGAAAUGGAAUCUAAAUAUAAACAGGAACUUACAGAAAUGUCUCAGCAACACUCUCUAGAAAUGGAGGUAGAAUUGGACAAAGUUAGGUCUGAUUUAAAGGAUCAAAUGGACCAAUUAGAAACAGAGGCCAAAGCUCAUGAGGUAGAUACACAGAAACUUCAAAAUGAUCUUUUAUUUGCUGAAAAGGAAAGAAUAAAAUUAGAAGAAACUUUAGCAACUCAAUAUCAGACGGAAAAAGAUAGCAUUAAGUUGAUACUGACUGAAGAAUUUUCUGAAAAAUUAACUAAAGAGAAAGAACAGUACUCACAAAACAUGAACGAAUUAACAGGAAAACUAGAAAAAGAUUAUGAAAUUAAAGUUAUUGAAUUAAGGGAACAACUUGUGAAGGUUAAUGCAGAAGGAAUAAACAAAAUUCAAGAAGAGAUGAAAGAGACUUUUGACACUUCUUUGACAGAUUUAAAAGAAAAAAAUGACAAUGAAAAAAAGACUCUGGCUGAGCAACAUAAGAAAAAAAUAGUGGAAUUGGAAGAUUUGCAUAGUAUUGACCUUAUGAAAUUAAAUGAAGAAUUCAAUAUAUGUAAGUUGGAACUUGAGGAACAAUUAAGAUUAUAUACAGACAAGGAGAUGAGAGAGGAAGAAGUUCAAACAAUCCCGGUGGAUAAAGUUGAUUGUGCCAUAGUAACUGAUGUGUUAUCUUGUAGGUCUGUGGCUUUACAAACAGAACCUACUGUGUUAAAUAGUUUGACAGAGAGUCAAUGUCAAACAGAGUUUACUGCAAUCAGUAUAAAUACACAAACUGAAAGUACAUUGAAACCUGGUGAAACUCAAACUGAAUCAAGGGAGCUAAUCCCAGGUUCAACACAAACUGAUCUAAGGGAGGUAAUUCAGGUAGAGAUGCAGACAGACAGUUGGGUUGGUGUGUUAGGUGUGAGUUCUACAGAGGUGGAGGAGAAGAGUGUUCAGACAGAGAUAAUGGAAUGUGUUCAGUCAGAUUGUCAGACAGAGAGACAGGAAACAUGUGAUCAGGAAUGUCAGAUUAUAGAUGACACACAAUCAAAGAAAAUAGCUGAGAUUCAGGAAGAACAUCAAAUGGAGAUAAAUAAGUUAGUCAGUAAAUUAGAGAAAGACAAGGAAGAAUCGUGUAUGUCAAUGAAGACCAGUUUGAUAGCAGAAAGACAGGUUUCAUUUAAUGAGGCUGUCAACAAAGUCUCCAGUGGAAAAGAUUCUAUAAUAUUGGAACUAAGAGAGAAAGACUCUUCUUCAACUGAGAAACUGAGAGUAGCUCAAGAAACAAUAGAUAAACUUGUUGAAGAAAAGAGUAAAGUUGAAGACAUAAAGACACGUGCAAUGGCUCAUCUCAGUGACAAAGAAAGGGAGUUUACUGCUUCUAAAAGAUCACUUGAAGAUGAUGUGGCGAUGUUAAAACAACAGCUAGUUCAAUAUCAGCAGCAAAUACAGUCCAUGUCUUUGUCAUCAGCACCUUCAGUUAUGGAUAUCAGUACACUAGAGGAUAUAGAAUCCAAGUCAAAAAUAUCAAUGUUGGAAGAGGAAGUAAAACUGAAGGAAGAAGAGAUAACUAGAAUGGAACUGAAAUUGUCUGAAAUUACCAUGACAGCAAGUACUAGGUCUGUUGUUCAAGACAAAGUAUCUAUUACAAGUUGCAGCACUGGUGAUCUGGCUCUCUUCUGUUUGGAUGAACGACAUGACCAGUAUGUUGUGUUUACUAUUGGCAGCACACUUCACUUUCUACACAGUGAUUGUAUAGAACCCUUAGGUUUACAAGCAAAUCCCAGUGAAAAUAGGAAAUCUUGGGUGUUGGCAGAAAUAACAGAUAAAGAGUAUUGUCAGGCAAAAAAGUCCCAGAAUAGAUUCAAAGUUCCUAUAGGCACCAAGUUUUAUCGAGUAAAGGCAAAACCAUGGGCAAGAGAUUCAUCACCAAGAAAGGGAGAUUUACUGCCUGGAACUUUAUCACCAAGAAAAGGGGACUCAGCAUCUGGAUCUUCAUCACCAAGAAAAGGGCACCCUGCUUCUGGAUCGUCAUGACAACAGCUUAACUAUAGAAUUCAUUAGUUAUAGAAAUCAAGUGUUCAUAAAUUUAGGGAUUUAAAAAUAAUCCCUGACUUAUUAAAGAAUACAAAGACUUUCAUCUUUUGUAUAUUGGGCUAAUUCUGCUAUAACAAUCGUAUGUUUCUGAGUUUGACUAACAAACUAUUAUGUCAAGUAAAUUUAUUUAUUUGACUUUCAUCUUUACAAGUAAAAUUGAAUUUAAAUUUAUUAGCUGCUUAUGAAACUUUUCAUCAGAAUGACAUUUAUUAGUUUGAAAUAUUUAUGAACUUGACAACAACUCCAAUAUUUUUCAUGUUAAUUUACCAUCAUACAAGUCAAAACUUGAACUUCUGUAUUUAGAAUUCCCCCGUUUGAUGUGAAUAUGAUAUGACCAUCUUAACACACUAAUUUGUACACUGCUAUGUGAUUUUUUCAAUAUAGAUUUUAUUAUUCCUUGCUGUAACUUAAAAAUAAAAUGAUGGCAUUCAUUCAUUACAGUGAAUUGAUGACCACUAAAAAAUGGUGGAAUAAAUCAAAUUGAUUUAUGUCAAGCAACCACUAAAAAUGGUUUUUCAAUGUGAUAUACUUACAAUUUUAUAUGUUCAUGUGAUUUACUUCAAGUGAACACUAAAAACUGGAUGUUUUUAAUUAUGAUAUUUAUAUUUUCAUCAGUAUCAAAUAUUUGUGAACACUUGAUUGAUAAAAUUUCCAUAUCUGUGAUGGCAUUAAAACACAAAGAGUUGUAAUCACUACACUUUGGUUGUUGGAUGAAUGAUUUAUUUUUUGUUUACUUGUUUGUUAAGUUUGUCAUUUGUUUCAUUGUCUUGUGUUGUUUUUUUGUUUUUUAGUUUAUGCACAUUACCCAGGGAUGUUAAUUGAUUUAAGUGUGAAUUUUACCAUAUUAAUCAUAGUUACAUCAUUACAUGUUACAUGUUCUUUUAGUUGUCAUAAAACUUUUAUGAUGAUAAGAUCUUGAAGAGGUCUCAACACGAAACAUGAACAGGAGAUUUUUACACUUUUCUUUUUAAUGUGACAAGUUUGAAAAAAUAUGCAUGAACUAGAAACAUGUAAUUGAUAAAAAAAAUUGAAAAAUGUUUUACUAAAAAAAUAAACUUUUGAUGCAAUAUUCCCUUUAAGAACCUCUUGUAACAGUGGCAGAUCUAAAUGGGGGGGGGGGGGGGGGGCUUUUAUUCUGACGAUCAAUGCAUUUGAAUGGGGACAUAUAGUUGGAACUUGGAACCCCCUCUUUAUCCUGGAUUAGGAAUUCCUCCUUUUAUAAACGGCUGGAUCUGCCACUGUGUCACU